AUGGAGAAAAUUAAAGGAGGACACGUAGUUGAAAUGCAAGGCGAUGAAAUGACCAGGAUCAUCUGGGAUUUAAUCAAGGAAAAGCUUAUCAAACCAUUUGUUGACCUUGAAUAUCAUUUUUAUGAUCUUUCAAUUCAAAACCGAGACCAAACUGAUGAUCAAGUCACCAUAGAUGCUGCAAAUGCCAUAAAAAUAUACAAUGUUGGCAUCAAGUGUGCUACCAUUACUCCUGAUGAAAAGAGAGUUGAAGAAUUUGGUCUGAAGAAAAUGUGGAAAUCUCCAAAUGGAACUAUCCGGAACAUUUUAGGAGGGACAGUAUUUCGGGAAGCCAUUAUUUGUAAGAAUAUACCUCGCUUGGUUCCAGGCUGGAAAAAAAGUAUUGUAAUUGGUCGUCAUGCAUAUGGAGAUCAAUACAAAGCUACUGACUUUGUUGUUCCUGGUCCUGGAAAAGUUGAAAUUAAAUUCACAGCAACAAAUGGUGAAUCAAUGCAAUAUACAGUAUUUGAUUUUAAAGAUGGUGGAGGUGUUGCUAUGGGAAUGUAUAAUACUGACCAGAGUAUAAAGGAUUUUGGACACAGCUCAUUUCAGUUUGCCCUCAAUAAAGGUUGGCCAUUAUAUCUAAGUACCAAAAACACAAUUCUUAAGAAAUAUGAUGGCCGAUUUAAAGACAUCUUUCAAGAGUUAUAUAACAAUGAAUAUAAAAAGAAGUUUGAAGAAAAGAAUAUCUGGUAUGAACAUCGGUUGAUUGAUGAUAUGGUUGCAUUUGUAUUAAAAUCUGAAGGAGGAUUUGUAUGGGCUUGUAAGAAUUAUGAUGGAGAUGUUCAGUCUGAUACUGUAGCUCAAGGUUUUGGAUCCCUUGGUUUGAUGACAAGUGUUUUAUAUUGUCCUGACAACAAAACUAUUGAAGCAGAGGCUGCUCAUGGCACAGUCACCAGACAUUACCGUUUCCAUCAACAAGGAAAAGAAACAUCUACAAAUUCUAUUGCUUCUAUAUUUGCUUGGACUCGUGGCCUUGCUCAUAGAGCUAAACUUGACAGCAACCAACAACUUGAUAGAUUUGCAAAAGCCAUUGAAGAAGUCUGCAUAGAAACUGUGGAAGCUGGACAUAUGACAAAAGAUCUUGCUCUCUGCAUCAAAGGUUUGGAUAGAAUAAAAAGGGAUGAUUAUUUGAAUACAUUUGAAUUCAUUGACAAGAUUGCAGAAAACCUGAAGGAGAAGUUGGAUUGCCAGUGA
Molecule: messenger RNA, 1233 nt
Organism: Acanthosepion pharaonis
Lineage: Eukaryota; Metazoa; Mollusca; Cephalopoda; Sepiida; Sepiidae
Source: the annotation of a GenBank genome assembly